ACCCUCGUCUCUCGUCGACUCGCGGUAAGUUCGUUCUAUCCGGGCUACGUUCCGAAGUGUGCCGACAAUACCGCUGUCCGAUAGUACAGCUGCGUUCCGAUAUUUACCGUUUAAGCCCGCGUCAGUUCUCGAUAGAUUUAGUAACGUAGAAGAAAUGCUGCGUUCCGAUUGGUUAAUCUUCAGUGUGUCACUAGAUCUAUGAGAAAACAAGCAUCGUACGACGUAGGGACGGGCAAAAUCAUCGAGUGUUGAGACUUCGAUGUUCACUGGUUUCUGCCUACAGGACGCGGUGAUGCUUGCCGCGCGCGGCAAGCAUUCUGCCGCGUUUUGCGGACGGAAGCCAUAACCUAGCGUGAUUUGUGUGUACUUUCUCAGAGGGCGUAUCGAAAACAAUCCCCUGAGAAACGCACAAGGAUGGCUGUUCUCAGGUUUCCUUCUGUUCGUGUGCAGCAGCCUCCGGCAUGCCCCGAUGCGGUGUAGGUGCGGGUGACCGGGUUCGCUGCAACUUAAAACUCAGUCUCCCGCGAGGUGAGCGUCGCUCGAUGACGACAGGAUGAGCGAAGUCGCAGGGAACACGUGCCAGGAACACGCGGACGAUGCGGUCACUUUGGGCACACACGUGAUAAUCAAGAAGCAAAGCUACAGUAAGGUGUACAAGGUGUCUAAAAACGGUAUUCUGACGCUCGGUAAGGACCAGGUGGAGAUGCGCGAGAUCAUCGGCAAGCCGUUCUGGAGCACCUUCGAGAUGGUGUCGGUGCAAAACGGCAACAGAACCUUCACCCUGAAGCUGGCCGAGCAGACGGAGUCGUGGGACGACCUGAAGGGCGAGCUGAGUGGACACGACAAUCGCUCGAUCACGGACGACGGUAUGUCGCAGAAGCUGUCGAAGGAGGAGAUCCUGCAGCUGCAGGAAACCGGCAAGACCGGCAAGGAGAUCAUCGGCAGCCUUAUAGAAAACAGCAAGUCCUUCGCCGCCAAGACCGAGUAUUCCCAGGAGAAAUACAUCAGGAAGAAGGAGCGCAAGUACUUCAAGUUCCUGACGGUAUGCCGACCCACCGUGGCCUCGCUGCACGAGGUGUACUUCAGACUGAACCACGACAAGAUCGGAGGACUGCGAAUGGAUGCACUGGCGCAGAUUUUGUCCUAUAGUGAUGUGCAGUCGGACGGCCUGCACAUGCUGUACGACAGUGGAUCCCAAGGACUGCCCGCCGCAGCAAUGUUGGACAGGAUAGGUGCCGGCACCAGUGGUCACCUGAUCAAUCUGCAUCCGGGUAAUAUACCUCAGACCACUAUCGUUCAGGCCAUGAACUUUCCUCAAGAGUUGAAGGACAGGCACGUCGCGGUGAACAUCUACAGCUUCCUGAGAUUACACUACCAGGGCGAGUCGAGCGUGUUGGAUAGCAUUAUCGCGUGUAAGAAUACCGUUGGUAACAGAACAAAAAAGCCGGAGGACUCAAUAGAGACAACUGAAAGAGCUAAUGAUGGAACCAACAGUGAUCCGGUGUUGAAUUUAGAUGACGAGGAUAUCAAAUUGGAUGAUAGGACAGAAACAGAUGUUGCAUCGGUCGCAAAUGAGGAGUGUGGCAAUACUUUAAAACGGAAACUCGACGAACCGGAGAACGUGGUGCCCGCGAAGAAGCCGAAGUGGUUCUUCGAGACGCAACGCGCGGUGGAGCUGUUGAAAACGUCCAAGGCUCGUGGCCUGACUGUCGUAGCCAAGGAGCAUCCUUUGAAUAUUGUAACCGCCCUCUUGCCCUUCCUGGGCGCGUCACGACCCUUUGUUAUCUUCCAUGCGCAUCGAGAGCCGCUGCAAGAGACUUAUAUAGAACUCAAGCAAAAGCGCAGUGUGAUAAACCUAAGAUUGUUCACGAACUUUCUGCGUUCGUAUCAAGUGUUGACCGACAGGACUCACCCUAAUAUAUUGACCAGCGAUACCGGUGGUUAUAUUUUGACAGGAUAUCUAGUUGAAUAACAAGAAAAGUGUACUUUAAUAGAUUUUGAUAUGAUGAUCCCGUCAGCGUGUACUCGUCAAAUUCAAAUAUUAAGGAAUAAGAUGUACAGCCGACAGAAAGGGAUAGAAAUUAUAGUUGAAUUGAAAGAUUGUAAUAAAGUAAAAGCAAGAAAUAAAGUUUUUUAUAUCAUA
This is a messenger RNA of Dinoponera quadriceps, 2143 nucleotides long. It is a transcript of the gene Trmt6, whose product is annotated as tRNA (adenine(58)-N(1))-methyltransferase non-catalytic subunit TRM6. Lineage: Eukaryota; Metazoa; Arthropoda; Insecta; Hymenoptera; Formicidae. The transcript has a single exon. The coding region runs from base 554 to 1972 and encodes 472 amino acids. Gene Ontology annotation, biological process: tRNA methylation. Gene Ontology annotation, cellular component: nucleus; tRNA (m1A) methyltransferase complex. The record is from RefSeq and is a predicted model, not a curated record.